Cephus cinctus (wheat stem sawfly) is the source of this 5379-nucleotide messenger RNA. RefSeq names its product titin homolog. The coding region runs from base 469 to 2904 and encodes 811 amino acids. The transcript has 10 exons. Lineage: Eukaryota; Metazoa; Arthropoda; Insecta; Hymenoptera; Cephidae. The record is from RefSeq and is a predicted model, not a curated record.
GAUAUUUAGAAAAAAAAUGUCAGUGAAGGUCUUGAAGUUUCAUAUGUGAACUGCAAUUUACUAAAUUGAAGUGAAGGAGUAUGCGAAAUACAAUCUAUUGGCUUCAUAUCGAUUCACACUUUAUUGUUUAAAGUUUUACAUCGCUGGCAUGCAGGGUGUCGCUUCGCUCGUGUUUCGGUGUUGCACUUGUAGUAAGGACUUUUAAAACACGGGUUAUUUCCGCUCCGAUUUUGUGGUCGAUUCGUAGAUGGUCAUAGAGCUUGAAGUGCUCGCCUAUAAAAGGCUGAGGAUGAACGGUAAAACAGUAAAGGAAUUUAGAAGUGACAUUCCACGUGAAUGACAUAGGUGGACGUGAUAUGAAUGUUUGCUUGAUAAUUUGCUUAAUAUCAUCGAGUAGUUAUCAGGACUUAACACGUUUAUGCAAGGACGUUUCGAACUGAUCAUUGGGAACAGCCGGCUUUAUUUAAGAUGGCAUCAAAUUCUUUAGAAGAAAAGAUUAAUAAGAUUAGGCAACAGAAUGAAGAAAUUAGGAGACGACAUGAGGAAGUGGAAGCUGAUAAGAAAAAUGCUGCAAAGUUGAAUGCAUUGGUCAAAAUGGUACCUUCAACAGAUUGGCCAGAACGAAAAGAGCCCCCAGAAUUUUCUAACCCUCUACCUAGAACUAAUCAAAAGCCAAAACCAACUAAUAGAGAACAUGAGCAUCCUCUACAAUAUCAUGCAGCAGGUGGAAAUAGCAAAAAAGUACAUAUUUUUGCUGAAGGUGAUGGACCUCCACCUGAUCCUAAAUAUAAUUUCCUGGCUGACUCUGAACGAGAAGAGCAUGCUAUGGAAGAACCCAGAGAUAAUGAAAGAAAUAGAGGACGUAACAAGCCAUCACGCGGAAGUUUUCGGAAAAGAGGAAGCGGUGGCAGAGAUGUGCACAUCAAAGACUUCCGAGGGCAUCAAACAGUACAGAGACCAGAUACUUUGCCUGAAUAUGAAGCAUGGCGAGCUGAACGUAAUCGCAUUGACGAGGCUCGUAUCAGUAGACAACGCACUGCUGAGGGUAGUUGGCGUCGUGAAUGGGAUAUUGAUAAAGUAAACAUAGAAGACGAAUCACUACCAAGAGAAUCUCGAACUACGUUAGGUGACAUUAUUCGAAAAGAUCACAAAGAUCUUGAUAAGCGUCACCAUUCAGAUAGUUCCGAAUAUACAAAUCGCGGUCGUGGAGGCAAUCAUCAUUUUAUGCGUGGUACUUCAAGAGGUUCGCAUAAUAAUCGUGGCUAUCAUCACUCCAAUUCUUAUGAACAGUAUCAUUGUUCAACAUUAACAUCGGGACCAGCACCACUAUCGCCAACUAAUUCUGAUGAGAGAACUGUUACUGCUACUGAUAAAAGUAUUAAGAUUACAUUGAAUCAAGGAUCCAACGCAUCGAAAGGGCCUGUCAUGAGCGUGAAAGUGAGCUCUCCAAGUAUAGCCGGAACCGGAAGAGUUGGUCCUCGUCAAAAGACUCGAGUUAUGUACAGCAGUCAGUCAGAAAAUGAAAUUGUAACUAAUGAACUCGAAACUUUUCCACGACAAAAAUCCUUUGAUGACAAAUCCAGGGGUGUUCAUUUCAAUCCCAACGCAUCGCAAAGUUCCACUUCAAAAAGUCCUCACCCACAAAGGAAAAAAGAUAGUGGCUCAAAGUCACCAUUCCCACAAAGAAAAGAAUUUAAACAUGAUGAUGCCACAAUAGGGUCGAGACCCCAAAAACGUGGCGAAAAUGAGUCUAAAUCACCUUACCUUCAGAGGAAAGAAUUUAAAGAUUUUCCGAAAUCGCCGCAUUCCCAGAGAAGGUCUAUUAAUUCUAGCAACGAUUCCCCAAAAUCACCAUAUCCUCAGAAGCGAACUGUUGACAAGUCAAAGGAUCUAAAUAAUUCGGAAUCACAGCGACCUCAUCGUCGUGUUGAGAAAUCGAAAAGUUUUAAUCGAAACUCAUCUAGGACAGAACAGAGUCAUGAGAAUACUGUUAAAAUAAAGAACGACUUAACGGAUAUUGAAAAUUCUGCAAACUUUGGAGAUUCUAGUUCGACCAUCAGUACCAUACAAGUUGAAGAACAUGGUGAUGAAGUUAAGAGUUAUGCGGGUAAUAUCGAUGAUACCAAGGAAGAAGUUUCGAACACUGAAGUAAAACUUUUAAAAAAGAAUAAUGAAGUGACAACAGAGAUUGUUGAGACAAUUGAGAAAGAGGACGUUGAGAUAUUCGAAGACUCGAUUGGACACGACGACUCAGGCUUUGUCGAAGCAUUAGCUAACGAUUAUACUCAAAUUGCAUUAGAUGAUGAGAAAGAGAAAGUGAAUGAUGAAGGGGAAACAAAGACUAUAUUAGAUAAUUCUACCAAAGAGAUUACCGAUGGCACUAAGGACGCAAUCUGUGAUAAUACCGAUCUCAAUGCUGCUGACACAAAGUCAGACACAGUUGACAAGGCCUUGGUACAAGGUAAUGUACCUGUUGAAAUAUCAGAGCAUCAAGCAGAUACACCAGAUUUGGUACAGCUGCCAUCGACUGAUGAGUUCUCCAAGAGUCCUAUUGAAAAAUUAACGACCACAAAUGAUUCGAAGGAACUUCAAGGUGUAGAAACACCACCGGAAGUUUUAACGAAACCAGAAAUUGUUACAGAAGAAAAUACCGCCAAGAAUAAAGAGCUAAUAAUCAGUGCCCCAAUACUGAGCGAAGAAGUCAAUAAAGAAGCGGAACAACCUGCAAACAACAAUGGUGAGGAGAAGGAUGCUGUCAAGGUGAAUGAUACUAUUAAUAAUUUGAUAGAAUCCGAUCAGAAAGAAGUUCUCGAAGAUAAUAAUACUUCAAAUAAUGAUGAUAAAUCUGCAAAAGCUCUCGUGAAGAAAGAAGCGGAGACAGAAAUCAUUGGAUCACAAGAGUGAUUUGAAAGAUCAUCCCCUUGGUUCGGUUGUAACAUCAAAUACUUUUUAUUAUGAAUCAAUACCUAAAGCUCGUUUUUAGGUAUAAUGAUAUUCGUUUGGUGGUUAAGGAUUAGUUAUCAGUAUCGUUGGUAGUGAAACUAGAAAGUUGUCAACUAAUUCAUACACGUGUGUGAACAAGGCAGCAUUCUUCAUUUGUUAGACAAAUGUAUAGUUCAGAUGGAACGAUAUGAUAUUAUUUUUGUUUAUAAUCAGUUAUACAUAUACAUAAACGAUAUAAAUCUUUCUUACAGAAAUAUAAAAAGCAUAAUAAAUGCUAGUACAUAGAAAAUUUAGCAUACGUCGAAUUGAUGUGAUUAUGGCCUCUCUCAUUGUAGGUAAUACUAUUGUUACUUGUUGAAUCAAAUAACUGGACGAAAAAGUUCUUAAGGCUGUACAAGUGCUAUGUUGUAUGUGACAUGUACGAUAAGUUAGAAAUCAUAGAAAUGCUGAUAUUUCUUAAGGUUGGUGAAUCAUUUUGGAGGAAGAGUACUUUUUCAAAUACUACAAACUGUUGUGAAUAAACAAUUGUUAUUAUUAUAAAUUCAGUAUAGACCAGUAAAAAAUCAAUAUGUGCAGACAAUUCAUUAGGGGUAUCUGCUGCUGUUAUUAGCAAUUAUAUCGUAUUGGCUCCAAUUUUAAAUUUGUCCAACAAUUUCCUCGGUCUCUCGUACUAAACUCUAUUCGUAGAUAAUGACUCAGUCAAGAUUGCCACUCGUCCACGACGUAAUGAAAAUUAAUUAUAGAGAAUUAUAGCAUUUAUUAGCAGGUAUAGAGUGUAAAAUGUACAGUACGUCUAUUUAAUAGGCAGCCUGCCAAGGGGUUCAUGAUCGCAUUCAAUGCACUCUGUGUUUUCCAAUCGCUAAUCGUGUUGGUAACACGUAAAUCAUGUGAUAAACAAAAAAAAUGGUAGUAUAAGAAAUACUAUGGUGUAGCAAAGUUUGCUAUUAAUUUCAAAUCAUGUUUUACUGAUUCAACUUUUCCUAAUGCUCACUUUAGAAAGAGAAAAAAAUGCUGGAAUUUCACUGUUUCCAAUAACGCGUUGCAUAACUCGUGACAUAACAAUUGAGGCUAAAUAUUUUCAUGGAAAUAAUUUAAUCGGUUAUAUGGUAAUAUUCUUGAUUCAUUUCUUACUCGUAGUAAUUUAUAGCCAUAACUUAUUAAAAAUAAUAUAAUAGUUUGAGAAUCAAGUAUAGCACGUCAUAACCGAGAGCGCAUUUAUAGUUUAACAAAAUUUUAUUUUUUUUCUUUAUUUCAGUAAAUUUGAAUGAGGUGUUUUUUUUUUGUUUUUAUCAUGUCAUCAGAAAACCGUCUAUAUUCUCGAACGGAAAAAAGGAGUGUUUGGUGUAUUAAUAUUUAUUAUAGAAGAAUAACUAAUUGUCAUUUUCUUGUAUGACUAUAUAUAUAACAGAAAUUAUCUAUCGGAUUGCUAGUGAUAUCUCAUCAUUUUUAUUUAAUUUUAUUUUGAAUGAUUAAAAGGCAUUGGUGGCUUACGACAAAAAGUGAAUGGUAAAUAAUGCUGCCAAUAACUUACAAUGCCAUUAAUUUUUGACUAUAAACUAUUAGAGAGUUCGUUUUACUUUUGAAUAAUGAAAGCGCACAUAUUUUGGUUAUUAUGGUGGCACAGUUAAUUACUUCCGUCAAUGAAUAUAACUGAUUUAGCACUGAAUUAAUGGCUGUCUGCCGGUUAUACAAUUUUAUAUGUAUUAUAUACAAGAAUGAUAUUUAUUUUGAACAUUUUAAUAAUAUUUUUAUAUCCGACAUUUGGCACUCGAAAAGUAAUCACGCAAGACUAUAAUGUGGAUGAGUAUCGAAGACGGAAUGAAAUGCAAAAAAAUAUAUAACCAAAAACAAUUUUAUUCCUAUGACAUUGAUGCAACAAUAGUUAUAUCGUUACAAGUUUUUAUAGUUUAUAUGUAUAUCAAUUUUAUUAUUUAAUUUACUAUUUUCCUUUAUUGUUAUUUAAGUUUAAUAUUUAUAAUCGGCGCUGGCAACUUCUCAAGUGGCGCCUCUAAUUUUGCAGCUACAAUUAAAUACUUUUACAGCGAGGAAUUUAGCGAGUGGCUGCCGAUGACAGCGGGAAUUCUAUAUUUUUGUAUUAAAAAAAAAAUAUCAAGUAGCAAGUCUUAAUGUCGUGCUGCUUUUUAUUCUUGUCAGUAGUAGGCGUUUUUUAUGGCGUACUAUUUAUCUAUGUCUCGUUGUCUUUAUCAUCUUCGUUUCCUAUUACGCCUACACUUUCAUUGGCAUCGGCUCCACUUUUCGAAAAUUCCUCGACGCUAUUUAUUUUUGACGUUGCCGCCAGCAUCGGCGCCGAGUAUCCCAGAACCUCCAUCGACCGUGUUAUCAUCAGCCAUAGCUUUACGUUUUUAAGAUUGUUCUAACGCAAUGGAAACAAAAAAUGAAAAAAAAAAUUGUUAAUAAAUCUGUACUGCUUGCUAA